Molecule: messenger RNA, 598 nt
Organism: Oppiella nova
Lineage: Eukaryota; Metazoa; Arthropoda; Arachnida; Sarcoptiformes; Oppiidae
Source: the annotation of a GenBank genome assembly
UAAAGUUAUAUAAGCAAGGUUAUAUCUCACUGUUAAAUAAUUUUAAAGCCCAAAUUUUAACUUUUAUUUUUAAAUUAACAAGUUAAGUUAAUAAGACUCAAAAAUAAUGAAAAUUUUACUUUUAGCGUCGCUUAUGGUGGUGGCUGUUCAGGGAUUUAGUUUUGGUGGGUCAGGCGGUUCCCUAUUCAAUAGUUUUGGCGGUUUUGGAAAUAUGGGAAAGGGAUCCCUGGAUGCAGUUUUGAGACCCGUCGUAGACGCUGAUAACAUGGGUAAAGCAGCGAUGAUACGUACCUUUAACGAGGGUGCACAGGGUGUCCGUCAAAGUCUGGGUCCGAUAGAGAGUCAGGUUGACCAAAUGACUGGAUUACCCCUCACACAAGGGGUUCAUCAAGGGGUGGAGGGUGCGAUAUCGGUACCUGUAAACAUACCAUGCCCACUUCCCAUUGCUGCUAAUGCUGUCCAGGGUGUUGCCAACGGCACUAUUGAUGGUGUUACCGGCACUGAACAGGGUGAAAUUGAUUCUGAGUAAAUUUUGUCAUUGCACAUAAUAUAAUUAUGUAUAAUUUUAACAUGAUAAUAAAAAUCAUCGGAAUUUAUA